Neocloeon triangulifer is the source of this 1541-nucleotide messenger RNA. It is a transcript of the gene mus81, whose product is annotated as crossover junction endonuclease MUS81. NCBI's taxonomy places the organism in Eukaryota, Metazoa, Arthropoda, Insecta, Ephemeroptera, Baetidae. Bases 124 to 1425 code for a protein of 433 amino acids. Gene Ontology annotation, cellular component: Holliday junction resolvase complex; nucleus. Gene Ontology annotation, molecular function: crossover junction DNA endonuclease activity; 3'-flap endonuclease activity; DNA binding. Gene Ontology annotation, biological process: double-strand break repair via break-induced replication; DNA catabolic process; resolution of meiotic recombination intermediates. The transcript is spliced from 7 exons. The record is from RefSeq and is a predicted model, not a curated record.
AAGGAGAAAAACAUAAACAACGCUGGAUUUCUGAUCGUUUGUGAUCUUUCUUUUAUUUUUCGGAAAAUUGCUCGGACUGGGAAGUGUCAGGGCCUUAAUCGUUUUUAGAAAUUGCCUAAAACGAUGGGAGAGCCCAGUGUGCCUGUUAAACGGCGCAAGGUGACUUACAAGAGACCGAAUGCGUUGUUUGAGAAGUGGCUUGGAGAGUGGAAAGAUGAGGCCAAAGAAAAGGGAUGGCAAAUAGCUUACUCUUACCAAAAGGCGCUCCAAUCUCUUAAGAAGUACCCGACGCCCUUAAAAAGUGGCAAACAAUGCAACAUGUUGAAGUCGUUUGGUCCGGCAUUGUGCUCCAAGCUUGACAAAAAGAUCAAGGAGUACAUUGCUGAGAACCCUGAUGAUACAAGAUUUUCAACCGAAGAUCCACUUCCUAAAGCGACGAAACCAACAUCACCAAAAAAGAAAAAAGCAGCUGGAAAUUCUCCAAAAAAGAGGAAACCAGCUGCAAAGAAAAAUAAAAAAAAUCACGAUGAUGAGGAUGAAGACAUGGAUGACGAUGAUCUUCAACCUGCUCCAGUCGUUUUCAUUCCUCCAGGCAAUGCUCAAGUCAAAUUGAUUGUCGACUGCAGUGAAACUAAUAUGACUACAAAGAAAGCUUCCCAAAAGAAUGCAAUGAAGGAAUUGCAAGCUCAAAAAAUUGCUUUCGAGAUUCGUGAUCUCAGCGUUGGUGAUUUCAUGUGGCUGGCUGUUGCCCCCAAUGGCAGUGAGCUAGUUCUGCCUUAUAUUGUGGAAAGAAAGAGAAGUGAUGACCUGGCCCAAAGUAUCAAAGGUGACCGCUACCACGAACAAAAGAUGAGAUUGAAUGCUUGUGGACUUAAUGUGAUUUACCUGUUUGAAGACACAAAAAGCUACAUAGGUUUUCGUGAGGAAAGUUUAUACCAAGCACAGAUGAACACAAACAUUCAGAGCAAGUUUUGUGUCCACACUACUGGAAGUGUCAAAGAAACAGUUUCAUAUCUAGCCAGUCUGACAAGAGUUCUCGAGAAGAAAAUCAGGAAUAAGUGUAUCAAAAGCUGUAGCAGUGACGACGAACCUCAGUAUUCUUUGAAUGGUCGCUCACUUUGUCUUCCGUCCUACAAGGAGUUCAAGCAAGGGUCUGCCAAGAUUGAGAACUUCACUGUUCGCGAAAUGUUUGCCCAAUUGCUGCUCCAAAUCAGUGGCACUUCUUGUGAUGCUGUGUGUGCCAUUGUUGAGAAGUACCCCACCCUCUCUCACAUGAGGGAAGCCUUCGGCAGGUGUGACUCUCUCUUCGAGAAGAUCGGACUGUUGACCGUGCUGCAGUAUGGUUCUUCGAGAAUGAGUCUCCCUCACACCGUGGCUAAAAAAAUUGUCCAGUUCUUCACUGCUAGUGAUUUCAGCGAAUUGUGAGUUUGUCUAUUUCUCCUAAACUCUAAUUUAGUAAUUAGCGAAUCCCGGAAUCAACGACCGGAACUGAAAGUUCAGAGAUAUCGUGCUGUAAUGAAAUAAAAUUUCAAUCGGUUUCA